Messenger RNA from Lachancea lanzarotensis, 348 nucleotides. RefSeq names its product LALA0S02e03598g1_1 (gene MED11). The coding region runs from base 1 to 348 and encodes 115 amino acids. Gene Ontology annotation, molecular function: transcription coregulator activity. Gene Ontology annotation, biological process: regulation of transcription by RNA polymerase II. Gene Ontology annotation, cellular component: mediator complex. The record is from RefSeq and is a predicted model, not a curated record. Lineage: Eukaryota; Fungi; Ascomycota; Saccharomycetes; Saccharomycetales; Saccharomycetaceae. The transcript has a single exon.
AUGCCACAACCCGAAUUUAUCCAGGAAAGACUCAAAAGUUUGGACACAAUCGAUGAUCUUUUGGUUUCGACACUUCUACAUGCUUCACAAGUCGUGGGGACAAUGGAAGAACUGAAAAGAGGGAAUGACACGAUGAAAACGCAGUUUGAAAACCAUACACGCAGUUUUUACUCCAGCUUGGAGCAUGCAACGGUCGCACUGCGACGGGAAAUCAAGCAUCUUGACGAUAACGUGGGAACCCGUCUUUUGCCCAUAAAUGUGAACAAAAAGGCUACAGGACAAGACAACGACAAGCUGCGGGACCAGUUUGAGGUCUUGGAGCGGGAAUUGAGGGGUCAUGGAAACUAG